This is a messenger RNA of Lolium perenne, 1499 nucleotides long. Its product is annotated as daphnetin O-methyltransferase 1. Gene Ontology annotation, molecular function: O-methyltransferase activity; protein dimerization activity. The record is from RefSeq and is a predicted model, not a curated record. NCBI's taxonomy places the organism in Eukaryota, Viridiplantae, Streptophyta, Magnoliopsida, Poales, Poaceae.
GCUCUCAAAGCAAAGCAUAACAUAGCAGCUAAACAUAUAUUGAGACUUGAGAGAGAAGAAGAGAGAGAGAGAGAGAGGAAGAAAGCAAUGGCGGCUCAGGCACCCACAUUAGAGGUUCCCACGGACGCUGAGCUGCUGCAGGCACAAGCUGACCUGUGGAGACACAGUCUCUACUACCUCACGUCCAUGGGGCUUCGGUGCGCCGUCGAGCUUGAGAUCCCGACUACCAUCCACAAACUCGGCGGGGUCGCUUCGCUGCCCGACCUCACGUCCGCGCUGUGCCUUCCCCCGGUAAAGAUGCCAUUCCUCGGCCGGCUCAUGCGCGUGCUCGUCACGUCGGGCGUUUUCGCAGCUGACGACGCCUCCGAGUCCGGCGAGGAGCUGUACCGGCUCACCCCGCUGUCCCGCGUCUUGGUGCACGGUGUCGUCGCCGACGAGCACCACAGCCAGAAGUACUUCGUUCUUGCCGUCACCUCCUCGCAUUGCGCGGAGGCGGCGUUCGGGCUGGCCGACUGGUUCAAGAAGGAUACCGAGGCACCAGUGCCAUCACCCUUCGAGGACAUGCAUGGCGUGCCAGUCUUUGAUGACAGAACAGCUGUCCUUGACAAAGAUUUUGACGCCGUUUCCAAUCAAGGCUUGGCUGCCCACGACAACUUGGGGAUCGCCACCAUACUGCGUGAGUGCGGUGACAUCUUCAAGGGGCUUCAGUCCCUGACUGACUGCUGCGGUGGCGAUGGUACCACGGCGAGGGCCCUCGUCAAGGCGUACCCGCAUCUCAAAUGCACUGUGCUAGACCUCCCCAAGGUGAUCGUAAAAGCACCAGUUGAUGGUGUCAUAAACUAUGUUGCAGGUGACCUGUUCCACACCGUGCCAUCGUCUCAAGCCGUGAUGCUCAAGCUCGUGCUACACUUUUGGAGCGACGAAGAUUGUGUCAAAAUCCUAGCUCAGUGCAGGAAUGCCAUUCCAUCGCGUGAGGAGGGAGGAAAGGUAAUAAUCAUAGAGAUUGUGGUUGGUCCUUCCUUGGGGCCAAUUAUGUUUGAAGCCCAACUCCUGAUGGAUAUGCUUAUGAUGGUUAACACGAGGGGGGUUCAACGGAGUGAAAAUGACUGGAGCAAGCUGUUCGUGAAAGCAGGCUUCACGGACUACAAAAUUGUGAAGAAACUGGGAGCCCGAUGUGUCAUCGAGGUGUACCCAUGAGAUUUCAGUACUAAGGAUAAAAAUAAAGAAGGUGCUUAUCAUUCCCAUGGAGAGCUUCAUGGAUCCUUAGAGUAGCUCAAGUGUUUCGGGCUAGUUGCUUUUAAGUUCCAUGGGAACUUUCACAUAUAGAGAAGCUUAUAGCACUUUGCAUGUGUAUGUGUUUAUCAUAUGUUGGUGCGCUCAAUCUUCACCUGUUUUGUUGGUUGUCAUGAGUAUUAUAUGUAUCAACAUAUUUAUAUUCCAAUGCUUCUUUUUUUUAUCAAUAAUAAUAUUACUAAUCAUUCGAUCUGCCAGGUUCAACA